Messenger RNA from Caenorhabditis auriculariae, 2317 nucleotides. The record is from the annotation of a GenBank genome assembly. NCBI's taxonomy places the organism in Eukaryota, Metazoa, Nematoda, Chromadorea, Rhabditida, Rhabditidae.
AUGAGUGCGGAAAUCACGGGUCCUCCGUUGGUGUCGCCAUGGAUGUUGCUGUCGAUGUCUGGGGCCCGCGAAGACGCCGACGACACCAAGUUCGUGACGCCCGGAAAUCCAGUUUCAGACGAUCCGCAUCACUUCAUGAGGUUUUUUUUUCAAUUUUUCCUCAUAAACUGAAAUUUUGAAAGAAGUAAGGAAAAAUCUUAAUCAUAGAAUUUCCCAAGAGGAGUUUUUUUGGAAAAAAAAUUUGCUAAAGAAGGUCUCAUUGUUUUUUUAUGAAAAAAAAUCAUAAAGUUUUGUUCACAAGUUUGUUUUUUUCAAAAAAACAAAAUAUUGUUUUUCAUGAUUUGCCAUUCACAUGAAAGAAUGAAAAACGUGCUUCUUAACUAUGAAUUCCAUGUGGUGGAAUAAACAGAAAUGAUGCUUCCAGAGGCCAUGGAACCUACAUUCGCGAGGGAGAAAUCGUUUCUUCGCUCGCCGGAAUCGUCAAUCAGUUGAAUCGGCUUCUGAUGGUCAAAACGAUCAAGCAAAGGUUUUUCUGUAGGCAAAAACUGAUAUAACACUCGUGAACUUCGAGAUAUGCGGGCGAAGUUGGAGACGUCGUGAUCGGCAGAAUCGUCGAAGUUCAAGCCAAACGGUGGAAGGUCCUUUUCACGUCGAAAUUGUGAUUCAAAAUUGAAAAAAAUGGCCUAUUAAAAUUUUCAUCAUUUUCUGGAUGGGAUAUAUCGGGAGAAAGAAAAAAAUUAUUUUUUUCUUUUCUCGAACAAAAUAUUGGCUUUAUUGAUGAGUUUUUCAAUAAUAAUUGUUUACAAGUACUUUGAUUGACAUUAACGUAGGCGAAUCGAGAAAGGGUUUCGCGAGAUCCUCUGAGGUAUAUCGCAGCCUCUGAAGUCUCACGAUGGUACCUCGAGUAUACCUCUGAGGAUUUCGAGCAAAAUGAGAGGGGCUUGAGGGAGACUCUAAAGUACCUCCGACAUGGCUCAGAUAUAGCUAAAAGGUAUGCCGGAGGUCUCACGAUGGACACACUAUGGGGCCUUCACGAUCCAUUUUGAGAGGUAUCUUUUUGUGGAUACAUUAUGGUACCCUUCCGAUUCGCCUGUGAAUUCAGGUAGACAAGGUUCGAGCGAAACAUAUGUCUCCUUUUUUUAAAAAUAGAUAUCGAAAAGAUGCUUUUUUGUCUAGUUUAUGGCAUUCUGUUUGUUUCACGAAUAUCAAAAAGUUUUUCGAAAAUUUUUAAAGAAUAUUUGAUUCAUGAAACCAAAAAUGGUUUUUUUUUUCUCAGAGGAACCAGAAAAAACUGAAUGUUGUAGGUUGACGUCACUUCGCGGUUAUUCAGUAAUUUGCCUCUGGGCAGUGUCCUUCUCCCUGGCGCAGAUUUUCGUCGCAAAGACGUCGACGUAAGGAAAACUUCCCCAUUUUACGCCGAGAAUCGCCUUGAAGGACGAAGAGAAGAUGAGCGAGUAUUUGAAAAGCGGAGAGCUUGUCUGCGCCGAAGUGCAGCAGGUGCAGAACGACGGCACCCUGAUGCUGCACACGAGGAACCAUAAAUACGGCAAACUCCGUCAGGGAAUCCUUGUGCAGGUUCUAGUUGCGAUGGAGGAGAUCUCGCAGUUGGAUUCUUUGAGGUGCCUCCCCAUCUGAUCAAGAAAAGCAAGGUGCAUUUCCACACGCUGCCCUACGGCAUGGCCAUCAUCAUCGGCUGCAACGGCGGCGUCUGGAUUUCGGCUGCCCUGCCAGAGGCCGCGCAGGAGGAAAACCAGCACAAGUUUCACGAUUUCGAGGUAGUUUUGAGCUCUGAAAUGAAUAAACAAUCGAAAAGAUUCCACUUUAUUUUGAUCAAAUCCAGAAAUAUGCAUUAAAGCGACUGAUGAAUUAGCUAAUAACAUUUUUUAUUUACCUUGAAAAAAGAUUUUAAAUAAAAGUUUUCAAAACUGUAUGUUUCUGUUUUCAAUUUUUAUAUUCCUCUUUUUGAAAAUUGGUUUUAUUGGAUAUCAUUUUGAACCUUGAACAGUAUUAUUAUUCGUAUUGAAUUAAUGAUGAUGAUGAUGAGAUUUUCCUGUAGAAAGUGCCGAUCGAUGUGCGCCAAGCGAUGGUUCGGAUUGCGGCAUGUGUCCGAUUACUUCGCGAUUAUUCCAUUUCAGUCUACCUGACCUCCAUAACGACUUGCUACGAUAUGAGCCUAAUUCACGAGGUUUGUGUCUUUCUUAGGACACGGCUCAGAAUAGAAAAUUAUAAGGUGAAGGAACUUUCUGAACAUGAUUCGGCUGCCCGGUUAGCCCACAUGAUUGCUGCCAGACUCCUCACUCAGGAAACCAAAGCCUGA